This is a messenger RNA of Rhopilema esculentum, 3348 nucleotides long. NCBI's taxonomy places the organism in Eukaryota, Metazoa, Cnidaria, Scyphozoa, Rhizostomeae, Rhizostomatidae. The record is from RefSeq and is a predicted model, not a curated record.
ACGUAUUAAGACAUCAAAUGUUGUCAUACAUCAAUUGUAUACAUUCCCAGCAUGUUUAAAACAUGCAACGAUAAGAUUAACAGGGUGAACAUCUUCUACGAAUGCACUUGAUUAAAUAGAAUUCGGUGAGUAAAUGCUUGUACAUUUUUCACUUUGCAUUUUAUUUUUAGCAUUUCAGUGAAUGGGACAAAUUUCAAUCAUUACGAAAAUUAAUCUUCACACAAUAAAUGGAUCAACAUCAAGUGCUUUUAAGCAGGUAUGCAGAGUAAAAAGCUAAGCUAUGUCUUCAGCUUAAAGAGAUCUGACAUUGUUGCUGUUACUGUUAGAGAAACUCCAAAAGAGCAAGGAUUCGUUUGGUAGAAGAAAAGAGCACCAAUUGAAGAAUAAAAGAUCAUUUAGGCUACGAGCCGGAUUAGAACUGGCAAUGUGUUCGACUAUGGAGCUGCUUGCAACUAUAAAGAUCUUCACAUUUGCAUUUGUUUUGCAAAGAACGGAAGCAAGAAUCUACGGAGUGUUUGAAGUUGCUGCACACGAGAAGAUUUUCAAAGAAGCUUUGAUUAAGAUUAAUGUCAGUACUAUAAAUGCCUCUUCAUACUUUCCACUAAACUUGAGUUUAAGCCAAUUUGUGGACCGGGGAAAUGACAUUGCCAAAGAAUUGAAUGGACAUGGAAUAAGCGGCGGAUAUGUCUUUAAUGACUUAAGCAAUGUGAAAAAUGAGAUCUUCAGAGAAAUUUCGAAUUAUGCAAAAGGCAAUGGAAGAAUUCAUGCCAAGAAUGCUUUCAGUGGUCUUGACCGGAUUGCGAACCAUUUAUCUGAGGCUGAUGAGCUGGUCAAGUUCAUCAAUCAAAUUCCUCCCCCAUCCAAUCAAAUAUCAAUCGUAGUCGAUGAUUCAGACCUAGGCCGUGCUUCACUUACCCGCAUUGUUCAGAAAUGCGCAGAAUACGGCCUAAAUGUUACUAACAUACAAAUGGUAAACAAAAUUACUAGGGGAACCAUAUUUGCCUUAAAUAUGCACAAAAGCAAUGUACUAGUUGUUGAUGCUGAUGAACAGAAAACAGUCAAAAUCGUUAAUAUGGUGAAACACUUGGGCGUGGCAGGGUAUCGUGAGGAGUUUUACUGGAUGAUGACCAAACGAUCAACUGGACAACUCCACAGGCAAUGCAACUUGCUUCCUCACAUAUAUCGAUAUGUAGACUUUGUUCCUGCUUCGGUGUCGUCAGAUUAUAUAAUACAGAAGAUUGAGCGACAAAAUGUGGCGAGUUAUAAUUGGAGUCAGGAUGCUUCUACGGGAAUAAAAACGUCUCUGAAAGAACUCAACACCGAAACUAAAUUGUGGUUUACUGUGAAUGCGCCACUUAUGCACCCUGAACACCAUUCUCACCCUUCAAGCGAAGACAAAGAUUUGAAACCAGUGGUUCGAGUGGCAAUCGCGCACACUACCACACCCUGGGUGAUUUUGGAAGAGGCUAGCAAAAUUAACACAGACAGAGAGGCAUGCAGUCGUGCUGGCAUGUUGGGAGAGAAGUAUAUCAAUGGAACAGGCAUUGUGAAGAUAUGUGCUUAUGGCUAUGCCAUCGAUUUACUAAAUCUUUUGAAAACAAAGCUCCUUUUUGAGGCUGUAAUUUCCACCUCAAAAGACGGAACAUAUGGAUCUUAUGACUUAGAAACAGGUGAAAGUGAUGGAAUUGUUAGAGAAGUGCUUGAAAACAAAGCCGACAUUGGCAUCGAUCUAGCCGAAAACAAAGGAAGAUCGAAGGCACUUUGGUUUUCGAACCCUCAUCUCAUUGGUCCAAUUGCCUUUGGGUACAUACAGAACAACAACUUUGAUGAAUCCAGUAUUUUUGGUCCUUUCAGUAAGAACCUUUAUAUCGGAAUAAUUGGAAUGAUUGUAGGGCUAGUUGUGAUCGUUUUUGUAACAGAACGUGUCAGUCCUUACAGUGGAUUUCAAAUUAGACAACGAUCUUUUGUCGACAUAAAAGACUUUGGAGCGUUUGACAGUACAACGUACGUAUGGGGCACCUUAUUUACAGGCGAAAUAAUUGAAAAGAAACCAAAAUCAUCUGGAAGCCGGACAAUGGUACUUGCUUUCUCUUUUGUAUCCGUUGUUAUCAUAUCGGCAUAUUCUGGAAACCUUAUCGCUUACCUGGUAGUUCUAGAUGAAACACACCCAGUCUCAGGAUUGCUCGAUCCAAAGAUAAUUGCAAAAGAAAGCAAGAUGAGAGUUGGGAUCCCUGGCAGUACAUUCGUUGAUGGAUUGAUCAAGACACAUUCAGAUGCAAGAGUUAGAAACCUUUAUGGAAGACUGACGCACUGCCCGAGUCUUGAUGAAUGUGUGCUAAAAUUAAAGAAAAAGGAAAUAGACUUAAUUCUGUAUGACAGUCCAACCUUGAGACACUAUGCAUCGAUUGAUCACAGCUGUUCGUUGAGAGUCAUGGAGCUGACAGAUCGAGAUCGUGCGGUGGGAAUCGUUGCACGCAAAAAUUGGUCAUGGACGAGGAGGGUGAACACAGCCAUCAAUCAUUUAGUGGUAUCUGGAAGUGCUGACCACAUUUUUGCUAAAUGGUUCGGAAAGGUUCCUUGCAAGAAAACAAGCACAUUUUCUAGCCUUGAUAUUAAAAUGCUUAAAUACCUUUUCAUCUUGCUCGCAGGCUUUAUGGCUGGGUUAAUUAUUUUUAGUUUAGCCUUGAGAAUCGCUAGCAGUUUUGCCAAAGACGAGAACAUAACGAAGAUGAAGAGAACUGUUGAAUUUGGCAACAGCAUCAUGUUUGAAAAAAGUACAGUCUGCUCUCGAUAAGUGGAACCCCGGAUAAGUGGAACUUUCGUUUAGUGAAACCAAUUUCUCCGGUUCCUUGGACUUUAACAAAUCAUUAACAAACCUCUCUUAUCUUAUUCGGAUAAGUGGAACCUUUGAUAAGUGGAAACAUUUUCUUGUUCCCAUUAGCAAUAGUUAUUCACCUAAGUGAAGUUUUUCCAAAAAAAUAAUCUUAAGUACGUUCGAAUGUUCGAAUCAUUUUAAUCAAUAUUGCAAACAUUCGAUUGCUAUCAAGUAAUUAAAGAAAUGGCAGCUGUGCAUUCUUCGAAACGAAGACUUGCCUGUUUAACUACAGUCAACAAAUACAAGGCUUUCAAAGAAAUUUAUGCAGGCCCUAGCUACAGCAAAGAAAUAUGGUGUUGCUAGAAACACCGUUUCACACUGGGUAAAAAAGAACGCUUAAAUAUUUGAAGCAGUUGAAGGAAAUCUCUAAAACAAGUUUUUUUGAAACUUUCACAAACUCUAAAACAAGCGCGUAUAAAAGAUUAUUUUGCAUAACUACAUUUCUUUAAAAAUAAUCAUCAUAUGGAACAUAA